UUAAAAUCUGUUUUCGAAUAUUGACGUCAAUUUUUUUGGGCGCGGACGAGUUCUAAGAUGGAGUCAAACAGACCACCUCCACUCAGCGCCAGGGGUGUGGUCAAAUCGUACGUUCCUAUGACUGAAGUUUAUGCGUUUGCUGCGGUGUAUUUGCAGUGAAUACGAUUCCUUUAUAAAGCAUGACAAGAUUUUGCACAUAUAAUUACGAGUCGGGAUACUUCAUUUGUACUUGCUUGUACAAUAUUAAUAAUGCAUGAUUAAUGAUGAAUUUAAUGGAUAACAAGUGUACGAGGCAGAGCACAAAUUUCAUAGGAAUCGGCAUUAUUCCAGAGAUGAAGAGAAAGCAGUAUUGCCCCAGCAGCAGUCUGCGGGAUAAAUUCAUCUCCACGAGUUCGCUCACGUGUCUCAUUAUUUAUCAACAUCAUCAUCUGUAAAUUUGUGGUUUAGGAAGUAAGUUUUAGAAUACUUUGUAUCUUGUGGAGUAUGUCAUAUCUCGAACUGUUAUAAACACAUUUCUAUUACUACUCCAAGGAUGGGAAAAAAGAAAAAUAUCAUUCCAAGUAAGAAAUUAGUUCAAGACAAAAUCCAAAACUACGACAAAAUCAACAAAAUUAGAUAAUGCAAAGCCUCAUCGUCGACCUAAGCACAAAUGGAGCGAGACUCGUCAAAUCAAGACCAUCAAAAAGACACAGAAUGAAGUAAGGGAUGAUAAUGAUGAUGAUUCUCCUGUUACCUUAACUAUGAAAGUCAAGAAACUGAAGACUCAAAAUAGUAAAAUAUCUGGGUUAUCGCCACAUCAACCAGCGGAAGUCAAGAAGGAAACAUUAAGGGAAAAAAUGAUGAAACGGUUGGAAGCUGCUAGAUUUCGCCAAGUCAACGAGGAAUUGGACUCUGGCUGCAAAAACGCUGACCCAACGGUAGCAUUUCAGGGUGACCCGGAACAGUUCAAAAAAUAUCACGAAGCUUACCGUAAAAGAGUCGAACAUUGGCCCAAAAAUCCACUUCACGUAAUAAUAAAAUGGGCAAAAAAGAAAUUGAAGGGUGAUAAGAUUAUAGCUGAUUUUGGAUGUGGCGAAGCCGAGCUUGCUGCAUCUCUUCCUAAUAAAGUGCAUUCGUUUGACCUGUUUGCCUUGAAUGACCGUGUGACGCCUUGCGACAUGAGUCAAGUUCCUCUGCAGGAUGAGAGUGUCCAUGCUGCCGUGUUCUGCCUCAGUUUGAUGGGAACAGACGUGUCCAAGUUCAUUGGGGAAGCUAAUCGUGUUCUUCAAAUGAACGGCGUUUUAAAGAUUGCUGAAGUUGCGAGCAGAUUCUCUGGGAACACGUAUAAUAAUUUCCUCAAGCGUAUGAAAAAAUUUGGAUUCGUUGCAAUUCAAAAAGGCCAAGGACAACAGCAAGACAAGAAGAUUUCGCAAAGCCAAGAUGACGUAUUUCUCAUGUUCGAGUUUAAGAAGAUUAAAUCAGUUAAAGGUGUUCUAGGACGGUUGCCAGCGCUUAAGUUAAACCCCUCAAUGUAUAAGAAACGUUAGUUUAAACGUUUAAAAUAAAUAAUUCUUUAUAAUCAUUUAUG
Messenger RNA from Folsomia candida, 1567 nucleotides. Its product is annotated as ribosomal RNA-processing protein 8. Gene Ontology annotation, biological process: regulation of transcription by glucose; cellular response to glucose starvation; rDNA heterochromatin formation. Gene Ontology annotation, cellular component: chromatin silencing complex; nucleolus; rDNA heterochromatin. NCBI's taxonomy places the organism in Eukaryota, Metazoa, Arthropoda, Collembola, Entomobryomorpha, Isotomidae. Gene Ontology annotation, molecular function: methyltransferase activity. The transcript has 6 exons. The record is from RefSeq and is a predicted model, not a curated record. Bases 741 to 1526 code for a protein of 261 amino acids.